AUGUCCGCCACCCCUCUUGCACUGACCGAUCUCAAGGGCCAUCUCCCUCUCGUGGCCCGAGGCAAGGUCCGAGACCUGUACGCCGUCAACGACAACCAGCUGCUGUUUGUCGCCACUGAUCGAAUCUCCGCCUACGAUGUCAUCAUGACCAACGGUAUCCCCGAGAAGGGCAAGAUUCUGACCUCUAUCUCCAAGUUCUGGUUCCAGCUGCUGGCCAAGGAGAUUAAGAACCAUGUGGCCGAAAGCGAGAACUCCCAGAUCCUCGCCGCUCUGCCCAAGGCUGUGCAGGACGACCCCGAGCUCGUCGAGAUGCUCAAGGAUCGAUGUCUGCUCGUCAACAAGUACAAAAUUGUGCCCAUUGAGGCCAUUGUUCGAGGCUACAUCACCGGCUCUGCCUGGAGCGAGUACAAGAAGUCCGGAACCGUCCAUGGCAUGUCCGUGGAGUCUGGUCUGCAGGAGUCCCAAAAGCUGCCCCAGGCCAUCUACACUCCCUCUACCAAGGCCGAGCAGGGCGAGCACGACGAGAACAUCUCGGUGGCCAAGGCUGCCGAGAUCAUCGGAGACAAGAACCUCGCCGACGAGAUCGAGAAGCUGUCUGUCCAGCUGUACACCAAGGCUGCCGAGUACGCCGACAAGCACGGAAUCAUCAUUGCCGAUACCAAGUUCGAGUUUGGUAUCGACGAGAACGGCAAACUUGUUCUGGUUGAUGAGGUCCUCACGCCCGACUCCUCUCGAUUCUGGAACGCCAAGACCUACGAGGUUGGUAAGCCCCAGGACUCCUACGAUAAGCAGUACCUGCGAAACUGGCUUACUAACAGCGGUCUCAAGGGCCAGGAGGACGUUGCUAUGACCCCUGAGGUUGUCAUCAAGACCCGAGAAAAGUACAUUGAGGCUUACGAGUCCAUCACUGGCUGCAAAUGGUGCACCCAGUAA
Molecule: messenger RNA, 933 nt
Organism: Yarrowia lipolytica CLIB122
Lineage: Eukaryota; Fungi; Ascomycota; Dipodascomycetes; Dipodascales
Biological process (GO): 'de novo' IMP biosynthetic process
Cellular component (GO): cytoplasm
Molecular function (GO): phosphoribosylaminoimidazolesuccinocarboxamide synthase activity
Source: RefSeq, a predicted model, not a curated record